This is a messenger RNA of Lachnellula hyalina, 876 nucleotides long. RefSeq lists its product as uncharacterized. Bases 1 to 876 code for a protein of 291 amino acids. The transcript is spliced from 2 exons. Lineage: Eukaryota; Fungi; Ascomycota; Leotiomycetes; Helotiales; Lachnaceae. The record is from RefSeq and is a predicted model, not a curated record.
AUGGCUCGCAACGUCGCCCAACCAACCCGCAAAGAACAUGCUCAGCACUCACCCCAUGACGAUGGAUUCCUGAACAAGGCCAUCAGAAACAACACCAGGACAGGUCCGGUAGCUCAACGCCCAAUCAAAGAAGCCAAACCCGUUGAAAAGCACCGAAAGCCCCGGGAGACCGUCUCAGUAGCAGGCGUGUUCAAGAAAUCCAAGACCAACGCACGUGAGAAGAAACACCAGCAUCGCCGUCGUCGUCGCUCGCCUUCACCUCCAAAUCUUCUACUUGAUCUCCAAGACAUCCACGCAUCAUUCACCACCACGCUCACCACCUCCCGCGAAGCCGACGAAGCGUUCUUCCAAGAAGUCUCCGACAGCGCCAUAACACUGUCUGCGCCGUUGGUCGAUGAAGAAGUCUUUAGCAGCUUUACCCGCGCCGAUGGAAAACGUUCUCGGGAGACUUUUGUCAUGGGCGAGCAGAUUGAGAUGUUUAAACAGUUGUUGGAGAAAGAGGAGGCGCGGUUGGCUGAGUAUUGGAGCAAGUGGGAGGAGUGCCAGGAUGAGUAUGUGAAUCUUGGCGUCGAGGUCUUUGGGGCGGAGGCUUUUGGAGAGGAUGGGAAGGGGGGUAAGGAAAAGGGAUGGAAGAAAGAGGGGCAGUUGAGAGAGGCGGAGUAUGAGGUUGCAUUUGGUAAGAUGGAGGAGGAGGUUGGGGAGAUUAGAGGGGUGUUUUUGAAAGAGAUGAAGGAUUCGGAGAAGGUGAGUGGUGUGGCGGUGGUGGGCUUUAUCAUGAUACUGACAUUGGCUUUAGGUGUUGGAUCUUCAGGCGAGGAAAGAGCAGGCCAGACUUCUGCAAGCUCUUAUCCAGGACUAAUAGGAUGCGGAGAUUGA